AUGACUUCAGACAGCGAUUUGUGCAAUGAAGAAAAGAAGAACCCCUGCGCCGCUCGUCCGACCCGCAAUCGUCCUCCGGACCGUGCCUCCUGGUCGCCCGGCCUGCCCGCGUGUGUGUUUUGAUCUGGGCCGGCCUCCCGGCCGUCGGUCCCCACUGGUCGGGCCAUGCCGAGUCGCCGCGUCGCCAGACCGUCCGCUGCGCCGGAGCUGGGGGCCUUGGGGUCCGCGGACCUCUCCUCGCUCUCGCUCGCCGUUUCCAGGACCACGGAUGAAUUGGAGAUCAUCGACGAGUACAUCAAGGAGAACGGCUUCGGCCUGGAGGGGGCGCAGCCGGGCCCGGGCGAGGGGCUGCCGCGCCUGGUGCCUCGCGGGGCGGCCUCCCUGAGUUACUUCUACAUCUUCCCAGGCAGUUUUUCUGGCUCGGAUCUCAGAGGGGUCUUAAGCAAACCCCCUUCCAUCAUCCUGGGGGAGAAGGUUGGGGAGCUAUCAAAGGAGGCCCCAGGGAGUUUGGAUGGGUGCAGGUGUCUGCCAGGGGACCCCCAAAAUGCACCUGUCUCCCUGCAGCUCCGGGAUUGUGGAGGGCUUCGGGAGGUGGAGGUGACCGCCUGCCUGGUGUGGAAGGACUGGCCUCACCGAGUCCACCCCCACAGCCUCGUGGGGAAAGACUGCACCGACGGCGUCUGCAGGGUGAGGCUCCGGCCUCAUGUCAGCCCCCGGCACAGCUUUAACAAUCUGGGCAUCCAGUGUGUGAGGAAGAAGGAGAUCGAGGCCGCCAUUGAGCGGAAGAUUCAGCUGGGCAUCGACCCUUACAAUGCCGGCUCCCUGAAGAACCAUCAAGAGGUGGACAUGAAUGUCGUGAGGAUUUGCUUCCAGGCUUCGUAUAGGGACCAGCAGGGACAAAUGCGCCGGAUGGACCCUGUGCUCUCUGAGCCUGUCUAUGACAAGAAGUCCACAAACACGUCAGAGCUGCGGAUUUGCCGGAUCAACAAGGAGAGCGGGCCGUGCACGGGGGGCGAGGAGCUCUAUCUGCUGUGCGACAAGGUGCAGAAAGGUGAGGGACCUGGGACAGCGUGUGGGCGGAGUGGCAUCGGGUGGCUUGCGGUGCGCACAGGAGCCAGGGAGCCCGGGAGGGUGGGAGCAUGAGACAGAGCUGGUUAACGCGGGCAGCGCGGUGGAAGGAUCCAGAACUCUGGUUUUGGAGUCAGACUGCAACAGCCCAUGGGUUCAUUCACUCAAGAAGCUCCUCACUCACUGGUUCAUGUACAAAGAUGGAGAGCCCUGUGUGAUGGACGUGCUGGGUGCCAGGCAGGGCUCCCCACCACGAGCUGGGGUGGGGG
This is a messenger RNA of Leptonychotes weddellii (Weddell seal), 1337 nucleotides long. The record is from RefSeq and is a predicted model, not a curated record. Lineage: Eukaryota; Metazoa; Chordata; Mammalia; Carnivora; Phocidae.